AUGGCCGACAACGGAGCUUGGGGCGCGUGGCAGGUUGAGUCUUCAACCUUUACCAAGGCCGUCGUCUCUUCUAUGCAGAAGCUGUAUCCAGAAGAGAUUGCUGAUAGAAGCUGGGACAAUGUUGGGCUCUUGGUUGGAAACUCGGAGAACGAUGCCAAGAAGACAAAGAAAGUCUUGGUGACCAAUGACCUGACUUGGCAAGUAGCUGCUGAUGCUAUUGAGCAGGAUGUCAGUGUCAUUGUCAGCUACCAUCCUUUCAUCUUUGGUGGUCUCAAGUCCAUCACCAACAAUGACCCUCAGCAAGCUACUCUUCUACGCCUUGCCAAGGCUGGCAUUGCCGUCUACUGCCCUCACACCGCAGUUGAUGCUGCCCCUGAAGGACUCAACACCUGGCUGGCUGAUAUCGUAUCUGGUCCUCACCACAGCAAGCGCUCCGUCGCCAUUCCCUGCAGCAACGCACCAUCCAGCCACUCUGGCGCAGGCUAUGGUGCCAUUGGUCACUUCGAUAGUGCUGUAUCCCUCUCAGAAAUCAUCCUCCGUCUCGCUGAGAAGCUUGGUGGUCUUAAGCACGUCAUGGUAGCAAGCCCUGUGGGUGCUGAUGUCAAGACGACAAAGGUCAGCAGCUUUGGUGUCUGCGCUGGCAGCGGCUACGAUGUUCUCAAGAAGGCGGAUGUGGAUCUGUUGGUGACGGGUGAGACAAGCCACCACUCAGCUUUGAGAGCUAUCCAGCAGGGACGCACACUUGUGCAAGUCUUUCACAGCAACUCCGAGCGUGGAUAUCUUCAAGAGGUUCUCAAGCCCAAGUUGGAGGCUGCUCUGCAGGAGAGCGUGCCCGAGGCCGAAGUCGUUACGAGCAAGCAUGACAAGGAUCCCUUCACCAUCUUGGAUGUGAAUGAUCUUAAGUAA
Messenger RNA from Fusarium sp. VM40, 906 nucleotides. The record is from the annotation of a GenBank genome assembly. Lineage: Eukaryota; Fungi; Ascomycota; Sordariomycetes; Hypocreales; Nectriaceae.